Cylindrotheca closterium is the source of this 2010-nucleotide messenger RNA. The record is from the annotation of a GenBank genome assembly. NCBI's taxonomy places the organism in Eukaryota, Bacillariophyta, Bacillariophyceae, Bacillariales, Bacillariaceae.
AUGUGUGAAGUUACGGAAAAUACGUCAGUGCCAACAUCAGACAUCAAGUCUCAUCCUGAGGACAAAAAUAACAACAAGGCGUCUUCCUUGUUCUCGAAUUCCAACAAGAAGAUUCCCAUAGUGGAGUUGACUCUCGAGGAAGUUUCCUACGAACCAGUGACAUCCACUCUAUCUGAGAAGCAAAUCAAAACCAAAGAUGAAGUCAAUCGAACAACGGUUUUGGACAAAGUUACUACCAAGAUUUCCCCCUACAAACUGACGGCAUGGAUGGGUCCAUCGGGAAGUGGAAAGACAUCCUUAGUGUCAGUUGUCGCUGGAUUGGUGGACCCAUCUUCUAUUACUGGUGGAUCCAUUAUGGUAAAUGGAGAAGAAGGACGGUUACCAAAGAAACUAGUUGGUGUGGUAUGGCAAGAUGAUCUUUUACUAAGCAACCUGACGGUGGAAGAGACAAUUUACUUCGCGGCUCGACUGAAAUCUCCAGCCGAAAUGUCGGAAGCGGACGUCCAACUCGUGGUGGAAGAAACAAUGAAGGAGCUUGGACUCUUGCACAUUCGUCACAAUUUAAUCGGUUCGCCAGUUUCGAAUCAACGAGGUAUUAGUGGAGGGGAACGCAAACGUACCGCUGUGGCAUCGGAAUUGGUCAUCCGACCAUCCCUGUUGCUGUUGGACGAACCCACAUCCGGGCUGGAUGCAACCACAGCCAUGUCACUCAUGUCCACCUUGAAGGGUUUGGCUAGCUUGGGACACGCCAUUGCGGUUGUCAUUCAUCAGCCUCGUACUGAUAUCUUCCGAAUGCUCGAUCAUUUGCUUCUAUUGAGCAAAGGUCAUGUCGUUUAUGAUGGCCAAGCAUGUGCUGCUAGAUCCUACUUGGAGAGCUGUCCCGGCAUAGAACCUCUCCCAGUUGAAACUGGUAUUGCCGAUUGGAUUUCUGAUACCAUCAUUGCGGAUGAAAGAAAUUCGCUUCAGAAAGACGGAACCAUGAAGAUUGGAAAGUUGGCGGAACAUUGGGCAACCGCUCAAUUCGAGGCUGCAUAUGAUGUGGACGACUGUGCGAAUGAUAGUGCGAGCAAUGGAAAGGACAUCAAUAGUGGCAAGGAAUUACGACGCGAAAUGUCCACCUUGACCGACCUGCACAAUACUACCGUGAAAUUUGAGGCAGGCUUUGCGAUGCAACUCAGGCUAUUGGCACAACGAACUAUCAAACAACGCCGGAUGGAAAAAAUUACACGAGUCUCUGUCCUCUUGACGCUCACUUACCUCUUCUUCACGGCUCUCUUUUGGUGGAGACUUCCCGAUACCACUGCGUAUAUCUUUGAACGCAAUUCAUUACUCUUCUUCAUUUUAAUUGCCCAAGGAAACAGUAUUGUCACUGGUAGUAUUACUGUCUUUCAAAGAGAUCGUGCACUCUUGCACCGGGAUCGGGCAAAGAAGAUGUAUGGUGUUCUACCUUACUUUCUGGCAAAGACUGCCAGUGAUAUGACCAACAACAUUGUACUUCCAUUCUGUUACGGAGCCGUAGUUUACUGGACUUGUGGACUUCGAACGGGAGUUGCCCCGUUUCUAAAGUAUCUUCUGGCGUAUUACCUGACCUUGAGCAGUGCGCAAAGCAUGGGAUUGUUUAUGGGAAUUUUGAUCCCGCACAUGGGCAUGGCGUUACUACUGGCACCUGCUGUAACACUAUUUCAAUUCAUUCUGGGUGGUUUCUACAUUCCUCUCGCCAACCUGCAUGUUGGCAUUCAAUGGGCCAGUUACAUAAGCUUCGCGAGAUAUGGCUAUGCUGCCCUUAUGGUGAACGAGUUUGACGGACGGGUUAUACCAUGCGCGGUCGACAGCGAAGUUCCCAUUGCCAUUGGGGGUUCUUCGGAAUGCCCGUUGCCAGGAGAAUUGGUAUACGAGAGUGUUGGAAUUCAAGAUAUCUUUGCUAAUUACUGGUUCAAUGUUGGGGUCUUGGUUCUGUUCCAAAUCUUCUUCUUGAUUGGAGCUUAUGCUAUGUUGCGCCGAUCUAAGUAA